AUGGCACCAAAAACAUCCGUGUCAAGAAAAAUAAAAAACAGAAAUUCAGGCAAACGUGUGCCUACAGUUGAUACCACUCAGGCUCGAUCGAAUAUGGAAGUGGUUCGAAUGUGCCUAAAAGAUCUCGGCUGGAAAGAAUAUGGCUCUGGCUCUUCUUCCGAUGCAGAUAUCUAUUGGAAUUCAGCGACCUUUCAGCAAGGCAAUAGAAAUUAUACUUCUACGUCAGCAAGAGUGAACAAAUUUCCUGGUAUGUGUGAUCUUAUGCACAAAACUAAUUUGACACGUUCAUUGAAUGUCAUGCGAAUGUUAUUUCCUGAUGAAUUCGAUUUCUAUCCAAAAACCUGGUUUCUACCUGAACAAAUAGAACAAUUUCAAGACGAUGCUGAGUCGAUACACAAAAGAGAUCGAAGACAACAUCGACCUCUUACAACUUUCAUUGUCAAGCCAUCGGACGGAUCAGAAGGUGCAGGUAUCUACUUGAUUCAAGAUUCAACUCAUUGCAGUGUUCCUAAUCGACCGCAUAUUGUUCAAGAGUACAUUGACAGGCCCCUGUUAAUGAACGGCCUCAAAUUCGAUAUAAGAAUCUAUGUAUUAAUUCUCAAAUUAGAUCCACUGGAAGUUCUGCUCUAUGAUGAAGGUUUAGUACGCUUCGCUACUGUCAACUAUCAACCUCCAUCGACUAAAAAUCUCCAUGAAGCGUUCAUGCAUUUAACCAACUAUUCUUUGAACAAACGCAGUACUAGUUACAAGCAUGCCUUGGAUGAAAAACAAACUGAUGCCAGCAAGCGAAAAUUGAGUAUUGUCUGGUCACAAUUGGGUCAACUGUUCAGUACGAACGAAAUCGAACAAGCCAAAGAGAUGAUCAAAGAACUGAUCAAUAAGACGAUAUUAGCAAUUCUACCUGAACUUCGUGUCCAAUACGCUUCAGAGUUACCAAUCACUCGGAAACAAAAUCGAUGCUUUCAGAUAAUUGGUUUCGACAUUCUUCUCACUGAUCAACUAAAGCCGAUUCUACUUGAAGUCAACGCGAAUCCUUCGUUGCGAAUUGAUUUUGAUCACGUAAAUGAAGCUGGUAAAUUUGUCACCGAGCCAAGUGCAAUCGACGAAGACAUCAAGAAAUCGCUCGUUUUGGAAACAUUGAAACGUGUAAUAAAGUGCAAGCGGAAUCGUAAGCUAUCAGAACCCAACGAUGAAAUGAUGACUCAAGAAGACAAAAAAGUUGUUCAUCGCCAAACAGAAGCGCACAGUAAACUUGCAGUGAAACAUGUGAAAAAGACGCAUUAUGACAGGCAGCUGAGUGCAUCCGACUCCGACUCGUCGAGUUGCAUUUCGGAAGAACUUUCAAACGAAGAGCAACAGUAUCAAACAGGCUCGAAUCAAAAUAGAAAGCCUAAAAAUCUAGUCAAUCUGACCUUGGCCAACACAGGAAACGAAUCACAAACUCCCAAUGAGAAUACAACAAGCGGUGCAUCCGAUUCAAUGCUCGCCGAUGGCAGUGUAGAUUUUUCUACACUAGACCGAUCGAUGACUAUCACAGGCGAGCAAAAUGUAACCCAAUCGUCCGUGAAUCGAACUGAUAUGGCCGCUGAUACACCAAUAACUAACAAGAUAAAAUCGCUCAAGAUUAUUUUUCCAUCAGCGUCUCAAACGAAAUACGAACAAAUGUUCCUCCCGGAGAAAAUUGCUUUUAUCUACAUUGAAUUAGUGGUCAAACGUGGAUAUAAAGCAAUGACUAAUUGGCCAUUUCGUAACUUAGCUAAAAUAUGUGGUCUUGUCGAUCAAUCAACUACGAUGAUAUCCAUUGAUAUGCUGUACACUCAAAUCUUCUACAAAUUGAAACAAUACGAUUCACAAUCUCCGGCAACUGGUCUAGAUUUUCCGGCAUUCAUAGAAGCUUUCUUCCUACUCUCUCAACGCAAAUAUUCGAAUUCUUAUACUCUCGUUGACAGUGUCACUGAACUGGUGAAGACUUGUAUUCGUCACUUGGAUCCCUCUGCUGAUGAGUCAGCGUAA
Messenger RNA from Rotaria socialis, 2013 nucleotides. NCBI's taxonomy places the organism in Eukaryota, Metazoa, Rotifera, Eurotatoria, Philodinida, Philodinidae. The record is from the annotation of a GenBank genome assembly.